Molecule: messenger RNA, 1363 nt
Organism: Nicrophorus vespilloides
Lineage: Eukaryota; Metazoa; Arthropoda; Insecta; Coleoptera; Silphidae
Gene: Ublcp1
Product: ubiquitin-like domain-containing CTD phosphatase 1
Exons: 6
Coding region: 336-1307 (323 amino acids)
Biological process (GO): protein dephosphorylation
Cellular component (GO): nucleus
Molecular function (GO): protein serine/threonine phosphatase activity; protein binding
Source: RefSeq, a predicted model, not a curated record
AAUAGAAACAAACAAAAACAAAUGGAGGGAGGUAGAUGGACAUGGUGAACUUGGUCGGCGAUGGAAAUAGAAUGUAUGGGUGGAGGAGGUGAAGAACGACGCGCGGACUAUUUCGAUGGAAAUAGAUUCGGAAAUGGAAAUUUUAAAUAGACCAGCUCGUCAGAGACAUGUAACUACGCACCGUUAAUAUUAAAAAAUAUAUCCUCGGCGGUGUGGGGUGUGAGGCAAGGGACAAACAAGCAGGCCAGGAAGGUUGACACAAGCGAUUAAAAUCGUUGUACUGCCACCCAAUUGCCAAUAUGACAGCUGCCAUUUCAUGACCCAUCAAAAAAUCGAUGACCGAAGUGAGUAUGGACCAGGGCACCGUUAAGAUUAUUGUGAAAUGGAGCGGCAAAGAAUACGAGUUGACCUUAGGUGAGCAGGAGACUGUCGGUGAACUGAAGAAAGCUAUACACAAGGAAACCGGCGUUCGCAGCGAUCGUCAAAAGUUACUUAACCUCAAAUUGAAAGGGAAAAGCCCCGAUGAUGACUGCCGUCUAUCCCACAUGAAGCUUAAGCAAGGCUUCAAGUUAAUGAUGAUGGGUUCCUUGGAAGAGGAUAUUGCUGAGGCCACUACAACCCCCACUUGCCUACCUGAAGUAGUAAAUGAUCUAGAUAUUGAAGAUGAAGAGGUGUCUGUAGUGAAUGAAGAUGUCUACCUGGCGAAAAUCCAGAAGAGAGUUAAAGAAUACAAAAUUAAGAUGUUAAAUGAGCCUAGAGAGAACAAGAAGUUGCUUGUGCUGGAUAUUGAUUACACUUUGUUCGAUCACAGGUCUGCGGCUGAGCAGGGUGUUGAACUCAUGAGGCCUUACCUACAUGAAUUCCUCAAAUCUGCUUACGAGGAUUAUGAUAUAGUCAUUUGGUCUGCUACAGGCAUGAAGUGGAUUGAGGAAAAAAUGAAACUGCUUGGAGUUUCCACUCAUCCAGACUACAAAAUAAUCUUCUAUCUAGACUCAGCUGCCAUGAUCUCAGUAUUCACCACCAGAUACGGAGUAGUCGAUGUGAAACCGUUAGGCGUGAUUUGGGGAAAGUUUGAGCAGUUCACGUCAAAGAACACGAUCAUGUUCGAUGAUAUCCGAAGAAAUUUCAUCAUGAACCCAAAGAACGGGCUCCGGAUAAGGGCCUUCCGUCAGGCUCAUCUCAAUCGAGAAAACGAUAAAGAGUUGCUCUACCUUUCCAGAUACCUCAGGGAUCUGGCUAAGAACUGCGACGACUUCACCAAAGUUGAUCAUAGGGAUUGGGACAGAUAUAGACCGAAUAGUCUCUGAACUAAGCUUGCUAAUUUGAAAGACAACUGCUAAAGAAAAAACAUUAUAAGAAAUAU